AUGGUAGUCUAUAAAAUUGCUACAAGUUACCACAUUCAGACAGAUUUUCAAAAUCGACUUAUAUCCAUCAGUCAACUACUUUUGGAAGGAAUUCAAUUAGAAGACAACAGUCUGACUUCAGAAAUAGGAAGGGUGAAUUCAAAUUAUUUAAUUGACGAACCACCAGCAUAUGAACCACCACCAGAUUACGAGGCGCCUCCAAAUUAUGAAGAAGCAAUAAAAAUGUACAAGAACUCAAUGAAAAAUAAACAUGACAAUCUAAAAACGGACCUAAUGGAUGUGUAA
Messenger RNA from Macrosiphum euphorbiae (potato aphid), 285 nucleotides. NCBI's taxonomy places the organism in Eukaryota, Metazoa, Arthropoda, Insecta, Hemiptera, Aphididae. The record is from the annotation of a GenBank genome assembly.